Molecule: messenger RNA, 1375 nt
Organism: Sebastes umbrosus (honeycomb rockfish)
Lineage: Eukaryota; Metazoa; Chordata; Actinopteri; Perciformes; Sebastidae
Gene: nbl1
Product: NBL1, DAN family BMP antagonist
Exons: 4
Coding region: 475-1041 (188 amino acids)
Biological process (GO): animal organ morphogenesis
Molecular function (GO): receptor ligand activity; BMP binding
Source: RefSeq, a predicted model, not a curated record
GUCCAGAACCGGCUCAGCGGGGACUCCUGUCCGUGGGCUCAACCGCGCCUCAGCUCUGCUACACAGUCUGACAACAAAAGACAACAACUUGGAGGGUGUUUCUCAGCGGAGUUACAGCUACAGGGUUGAACUUAACAGUGGACUGAGAGAGAGAACAGUAAAGUGGGAGGUCCGGUCUGAGCUGAUGGACUCUGGAUGAGAUAGAGCUCAGAACUACUAUAACCUCCAUCUCCCCAUCAAUCCUUCACUCACCCGUCUCACGGACCGGCUCCUUCUCUGUCCGGAUGAUGUAACUGUGUUUUAUGACAAGAACUGGGCUCGGAAGUAUCCUCGAAGUGCUCACAUUUUCCUUUAAUAUCAGCGCGCGGUGAUAUCGGACGGCAGCACCGCAUCCUCUGCUUCUUCCAGGAGUCCAGGUUUCAGCGCAUCUCAGCCGGCUGUUCCUCCGGAGGAAGGUGAGCUGCUGGUGCAGUCAUGUGGCAGAGGAUUCAGAUUUGUUGGGCACUGUUUGCACUGUAUUCAGCGGCACCGCCUGCACACAUCAACCGCCUGGCGCUGUUCCCUGACAAGAGCGCCUGGUGCGAAGCCAAGAACAUCACACAGAUAGUCGGGCACACGGGAUGUCAGCCUCGCUCUAUUCAAAACAGAGCCUGUCUGGGCCAGUGUUUCAGUUACAGCGUCCCCAACACGUUCCCACAGUCCACCGAGUCCCUGGUGCACUGUGACUCCUGCAUGCCUGCCCAGACACAGUGGGAAGUGGUGACUCUGGAGUGCCCGGGCAAUGAAGAGACUCCGCGUGUGGAUAAGCUGGUGGAGAGGAUCUUCCACUGCAGCUGCCAGUCCUGCAGUAAGGAGGCUGGCCAGGAGGGGGCGGUGAUGCAGCUGUACCCGGCAGACAACGUUGUGGACGCUCCGUCUUUAUCCGACACUCUCAGUGGCGCUCAGUCUCACCCUCUGCCCCCGUCAGACACACACUCUAACAAGCAUGCUCACCCACACACAGACCAUCACACACUGCCACACACAUCAGACGGAGGGUAGGUAGGUACGACUCUUUACGCUGCUCCUCUCUUCCGCCCUCUACUCUCCUCCACACCGCAUCCUUUGUACCAAUCUGUAGUAUUAUAAAGGCACUUUGAAAAUAUGGCUUCACUUUGUGUCAAAACGUUUCUCUAAAGGCACACACACACUCUCACAAAGUCAUGCUAUCAGAUUACACUCUAUUGUAUAUAAACUCGUACAAACACACCAGCCUAUGCACUCUUUUUGUUUGCUGAUUAAACAUGCAUCCAGACAUGACUAUAGUCUGUUAAGAAGCUGUAGUCUCGUUACUUUUUUAUCCGCUUUAAUGCAAUAAAUUCUGUUGUUGUGAUAA